CCUCGUCCCCUAUAUAUCCGCACGGACGGGCGCCGCGACACUGUGCGCUCUCCGAAGCCCGCCGACCCACCCGCAGACGCGUGCGCUCGUCGUCGCCUUGGCGACUACUAGUAGUAGUAUAGCUGCCGCGUCUUCUCCUCCUGCCGGCCGGGCGGCCGUGAUCAUCAUGACCUUCCCGUUGGUGUGCUACUGCGACGCGGUGCCGCGGCCGGUGGCCGCCCUGUUCAAGCUCCUCCACGCCGUGGCGCUCAUGUUCGUGCUGGUACUCUGCUUCCUCGGCCUCUACGAGUUCCCCUACAACCCGGAGGACCACGCGCCGCUCAUCAACGGCCGGCGCCGGCCCCCGCGGGACGCCCCGCUGCCGGAGGCGGUCAAGCGGCGCCUCCCGCCCGUUGGGUUCCUCGAGCUCAGCCUCGCGCCGGCGGCCGUGGCGCGCCGCGGCGAGGACGACGAGGAGGCAUCGUCGUCGUCGUCGCCGCCGUCGGGGGAGCCGGCGACUUGCCGGGUGUGCCUCGAGCGGCUGGAGGCGACGGACGAGGUGCGGCGGCUGGGCAACUGCGCCCACGCGUUCCACACGCGCUGCAUCGACCGCUGGAUCGACAUGGGCGAGGUGACGUGCCCGCUGUGCCGCUCCAACCUGCUGCCGCGCCGCCGCGCCGGCCUACUUGGCAUUGGCAGGGCACGGUACGGCUGAUCGUACCACAUGCCCGUGCGUGCUUGGGUUCGGCCGGUGGCCCUGGCGCUGGAUGAGGGACGGGCCAACCGCGAACUGAUUGCGAUUAGGACGACUAACCACUGCACUGGUGCCAAUGGACGGGAGCACGCCAAAUUAAUUGGAGGUUGGCAUAAAGUGUACCUGAUGGAACUCAUUUGUAGCGAUAGAUCGAUUGCGUUGGGUUGGGUGCCUGCUUUCGACGGGCAAAUUGAAGCCCUUGAAUUAUCAAACAAGCUUACACUGUUUUGGCUUCUUGGGUGCAAAUUGUCUCCGUGCAGCUUUCAGCUUUGGUGCCUAGUGUGCAGCGUUCAGCCUCCCCGGCCCGUGGAUCGUGUGGUUAUUUAACCAUACUUAAUUUACUGAUUGCAUGUUGAUAUGGAUUUAGUACCUCUAUGUAAAGUUAAUAUAUUAAACUACUACUUAUAGUUC
Messenger RNA from Setaria italica (foxtail millet), 1144 nucleotides. Its product is annotated as RING-H2 finger protein ATL63. The transcript has a single exon. Lineage: Eukaryota; Viridiplantae; Streptophyta; Magnoliopsida; Poales; Poaceae. The record is from RefSeq and is a predicted model, not a curated record. Gene Ontology annotation, molecular function: ubiquitin protein ligase activity; zinc ion binding. Bases 167 to 694 code for a protein of 175 amino acids. Gene Ontology annotation, biological process: protein ubiquitination.